AGGCGAGGGACUAAAUAGCAAAUGUAAGUAAUUGUUACCUUGACCUAUUAAAAAUAGUAAAACGCCACCAGGAAAGUACUCUCGCCGCCGCAUUGCAUCCCUAGGGGCGCGACAAUAGUAAUCGUUGAUUGUAGUUUAUAAAGUUAGACACGACGUUUCAUUUCAGUUCCGUAGCAUUUUACUCUGCAGCAGCAGCAGCCACCACCCAUGGCGUCGUUUUCUGCCGCCGUCGCUCAGUUCUCCCGUGUUUCACCCACUCACACUCUGCUCCACUCUCACUCUCACGAUAGGCUCUUCCAUUCUCAAUGCCGCCCUUUCUUCCUCUCGCGUCCUUCCCAUUCACUCCGGAAGGGUCUUACUUUACCACGAGGAAGGGAGGCACCAAGUACCACAGUACGUGCUUCAUUUACAGAUGUUUCACCUAGUGUGUCCUUGGAGGAAAAACAACUACCCAAAGGAGAAACUUGGUCUGUUCACAAAUUUGGUGGAACUUGUGUGGGAACCUCUCAAAGAAUAAAAAAUGUUGCUGACAUAAUUCUUAAGGAUGAUUCGGAGAGGAAAUUGGUGGUUGUCUCUGCAAUGUCAAAGGUGACAGAUAUGAUGUAUGACCUUAUCCACAAGGCUCAAUCACGCGAUGAGUCUUAUAUAGCUGCAUUGGAUGCUGUUUUGGAGAAGCACAGUGCAACUGCACAUGACAUACUUGAUGGAGAUAAUCUUGCUAGUUUCUUGUCUAAAUUGCAUCAUGAUAUUAGUAACCUAAAGGCAAUGCUUCGUGCAAUAUACAUAGCUGGUCAUGCAACAGAGUCCUUUACAGAUUUUGUUGUGGGACAUGGAGAAUUAUGGUCUGCUCAGAUGUUGUCUCUAGUUAUUACGAAGAAUGGGGCUGAUUGCAAAUGGAUGGAUACAAGGGAUGUCCUUAUCGUAAAUCCUACUGGUUCUAAUCAAGUUGAUCCUGACUAUUUGGAAUCUGAGCAAAGACUUGAAAAAUGGUACUCUUUGAAUCCAUGUAAGGUAAUCAUUGCUACUGGAUUCAUUGCAAGCACACCUCAAAACAUUCCUACCACACUGAAGAGAGAUGGAAGUGACUUCUCAGCAGCAAUUAUGGGUGCUCUAUUUAAGGCUCGUCAGGUCACAAUUUGGACAGAUGUUGAUGGUGUGUAUAGUGCAGAUCCUAGAAAAGUUAGUGAGGCUGUGAUUUUGAAGACACUGUCUUAUCAAGAGGCAUGGGAAAUGUCUUAUUUUGGUGCAAAUGUCUUGCAUCCCCGCACAAUUAUUCCUGUGAUGCGAUAUGGCAUACCCAUUAUGAUAAGGAACAUUUUCAACCUUUCUGCUCCUGGAACAAAGAUCUGCCAUCCUUCUGUUAACGAUCAUGAAGAUAGGCAGAACUUGCAAAAUUUUGUCAAAGGAUUUGCAACCAUAGACAACUUGGCACUUGUAAACGUUGAGGGAACUGGAAUGGCUGGUGUUCCAGGUACUGCCAGUGCUAUUUUUGGUGCAGUAAAAGAUGUUGGAGCUAAUGUUAUCAUGAUAUCUCAGGCUAGUAGUGAGCAUUCUGUAUGCUUUGCUGUGCCCGAGAAAGAAGUAAAAGCAGUUGCUGAGACAUUGCAAUCUAGAUUUCGUCAAGCUUUGGAUAAUGGGCGUCUUUCUCAGGUUGCAGUCAUUCCAAAUUGUAGUAUUCUGGCUGCUGUUGGCCAGAAAAUGGCAAGCACUCCUGGUGUUAGUGCCUCCCUUUUCAAUGCAUUGGCUAAGGCCAAUAUAAAUGUCCGUGCUAUAGCGCAAGGUUGUUCUGAGUACAAUAUUACUGUUGUUGUUAAGCGAGAGGAUUGUAUAAAGGCUUUACGAGCUGUCCAUUCCAGAUUUUAUCUCUCAAGAACCACCAUAGCAAUGGGCAUUAUUGGACCUGGAUUAAUUGGGAGCACACUACUUGACCAGCUAAGGGAUCAGGCCUCAACCCUGAAAGAAGAAUUCAACAUUGAUUUGCGUGUAAUGGGCAUACUUGGUUCAAAGUCAAUGCUUCUUAGUGAUGUGGGCAUUGACUUAGCUAGAUGGAGAGAACUUCGAGAGGAAAGAGGAGAAGUGGCUAAUAUGGAAAAAUUUGUUCAACAUGUACAUGGAAAUCAUUUUAUACCAAACACAGCAUUAGUGGACUGCACAGCUGACUCUGUCAUUGCUGGCUAUUACUAUGACUGGUUGCGCAAAGGAAUACAUGUAGUUACUCCAAAUAAGAAGGCAAAUUCAGGACCACUUGAUCAGUAUUUGAAGUUAAGAGCUCUUCAAAGGCAAUCCUAUGCACAUUACUUCUAUGAAGCAACUGUUGGAGCUGGUCUUCCAAUUGUUAGCACUUUACGUGGCCUCCUUGAAACUGGAGACAAAAUACUGCAAAUCGAAGGCAUCUUUAGUGGGACUUUGAGUUACAUAUUUAAUAACUUCAAAGACGGCCGGGCUUUUAGUGAGGUAGUUUCUGAAGCAAAGGAAGCAGGUUAUACUGAGCCAGAUCCAAGAGAUGAUCUAUCCGGAACAGAUGUUGCCAGAAAGGUGAUAAUUCUUGCUAGGGAGUCUGGUUUAAAGCUAGAACUGUCUAAUAUUCCAGUUGAAAGCCUUGUGCCAGAACCACUACGAGCUUGUGCAUCAGCUCAGGAGUUUAUGCAAGAGCUACCAAAAUUUGAUCAGGAGUUCACAAAGAAACAAGAAGAUGCUGAGAAUGCUGGGGAAGUCUUGAGAUACGUGGGAGUGGUGGACGUGACUAAUGAAAAAGGAGUGGUAGAGCUGCGAAGAUACAAGAAGGAUCAUCCGUUUGCACAAUUGUCUGGGUCAGAUAACAUUAUUGCAUUUACAACACGAAGGUAUAAGGAUCAGCCUCUGAUAGUUCGUGGGCCAGGAGCUGGUGCUCAAGUCACAGCUGGUGGAAUAUUUAGUGAUAUUUUACGACUUGCCUCAUAUCUUGGUGCUCCAUCAUAACGCAUAAUUUUCUGCAUGUUUGGUUUCACAUCCACCGCUCCGUAACACAUUAUCUGAAGUUGCUUUUAUGUCCAAAACGUGAAUUUUGAUCGAAACGUAUGAUGUCCAUGGAUAUCCAAAAACAUGCAAAUUUGUAUCAUCAAUUUAUUUAUCUUGAUUUUCUUCUUAGGUUAUUUGCUGCUUAUAACGUUGUAAUGUAAGCUUGUUUCUCUUAUCUUUUGUCUGGAAGAAUAAUAAGGGAAUGGAACAGAACUCCAUUUACCUUUUUUGAGUUAUAUUGUAAAGGAACGGAAGUAAAUAGAAUUAUUAUAAUUUUCAACUUCA
Molecule: messenger RNA, 3282 nt
Organism: Glycine soja
Lineage: Eukaryota; Viridiplantae; Streptophyta; Magnoliopsida; Fabales; Fabaceae
Product: bifunctional aspartokinase/homoserine dehydrogenase, chloroplastic-like
Exons: 18
Coding region: 208-2958 (916 amino acids)
Biological process (GO): L-homoserine biosynthetic process; aspartate family amino acid biosynthetic process
Molecular function (GO): NADP binding; homoserine dehydrogenase activity; aspartate kinase activity
Source: RefSeq, a predicted model, not a curated record